Molecule: messenger RNA, 2013 nt
Organism: Prunus avium (sweet cherry)
Lineage: Eukaryota; Viridiplantae; Streptophyta; Magnoliopsida; Rosales; Rosaceae
Product: B-box type zinc finger protein with CCT domain-containing protein
Molecular function (GO): protein binding; zinc ion binding
Source: RefSeq, a predicted model, not a curated record
AUAGCUUAGCAACUUUGAAGUUCGAAGGGAACGUGAAUAUUGUUCAGCUUUUAUUAUUUUCUCUUUUAUUCGCAGUCCACACAAAAAUGCUAUGGAGGAGACGUCAUCGCCAAUAUUUCACCUUGCCCUUGCCCUGCUGCUAGCAACUAGCAAGUUCCAAAUUCAACCUUUUUCAGAGCAAAAACUAGUCUUAACUGCAAAGUCUCUGCGAGUGUUAACCAAAGGUAAAACAUCACUUUCCUAUCUUUGUGGAAAGCAGACAAAAAUCAACAAACCGUCUUUAGGAUUGUUCUUGUUCAUCAAGUAAUGAUAAGAUCUUCCUCUUUCUCAUAUGCAAUUCUUCCAGCCCUGUUUCAAAGCCACACCAAUAUCUCUGAUAUUUAGAAGAAAAUAAGAAAACGGAUAAAUACAUAUAAGAACAGAAAAAGAAGAAGAGAGAUUCAUUCAUUCAUACAGAUAUAUUUGCAAACCCAGAAGCCACAGAAACACACAGAGCAAGAAAUGAAUGGUUCUUCAAGAAAUAAACAAGCUGAGGCGCCACAACCAGAACAAGAGCACCAAAAGCGUCUUUGUGACUAUUGUGGAAGCUCAAUGGCUCUGCUAUACUGCAGAGCCGACUCAGCCAAGCUCUGCUUCUCGUGCGACCGUGAGGUCCACUCGGCCAAUCAGCUUUUCUCCAAGCACACUCGGUCACUGCUCUGUGACGCCUGUGACGGUUCCCCUGCCUCCAUCUUCUGCACAACUGAGAGCUCUGUUCUUUGCCAGAACUGUGACUGGGAAAGCCACAACCUUUCGUCGUCGUCGGUGCACGACAGGAGGCCUCUGGAAGGGUUCAGUGGGUGCCCUUGUUUGAAUGAGCUGCUUACAGUUGUUGGGUUUGAGAAUAUGGAUAAAAAGGCUCUGCUUUUGAGUGAUGAGAGCGGUGGUGGUGGAGGAGGAGGUGAUGGGUUUUUGGGUUCUGGGGUUGAUGGGUCUUUCGAUUUGGAUGAUGGGUUUUCGGAUUUUUUGGUUUGGGACACUCCCUCUGUUGUUAGUCUUGACGAUUUGAUUGUUAGCAAUCCGGCUUACAAAUUUCAGGCUAUGGGGGUUCCUCCUCUGCCUAAGAAUCGCAAUGCUGCUUGUGGUCGACACAAGGAAGAAAUAUUUCGUCAGCUUCGUGUGCUUGUCAAGUCAGAACCCAACUUGUUUAGCGAAAAUGUGGAUGUUAAACCCCUUGAGUCCCUAGCUUCUGAACAAAACAUGCAACGAGGAAGUUUGUUUACAGGUUUUGAGCAUGAUGCAGAGCCAACUGUAUUUCCUGCUUAUGAGGCACAUGAUUUUCAGUGUAACGAUUGUGGCACAGCCGAAAAGCGAGAAUCUUCUCCUAAAACAUUUAUAAGGAGCUACCUUCACGAAUGUUGUGUAGUUCCUGACAAACAUUCAUAUAAUGAUGGCAGUGCAAGUCAUGCUAAUGAUGGUCAUGGUCAUGGAGGGCAAACGAAUUCUGAAGCCUCCUCAGCUUUUCCCAAAGUUGCUGCACAUGAGUUAAGUAGCCAAAACAGAGAGACCGCUCUCUCACGGUACAAGGCGAAGAAGAAAACAAGAAGGUAUGAGAAGCACAUCAGGUACGAAUCGCGGAAGGUUCGGGCAGAAAGUAGGACGAGAAUUAAAGGACGUUUUGCGAAGAUGGAUCACUGAGGAGAAUGGUAAGGAAAUAUGACAGUUACAGCAAACUUUGAUGUCCUCCUAUUCACACAUCUUCUUCUUCCGGGUAGAAGUGAAAGGAAGCAAGGGCUAUGAACACACUUUCCUGUUCUUAUAUAUUUUCCUUGGCAUCCGCUUUUAAUUUUGUAUAAUGGCAUAAGUAUUCAACAGCUUUGACAAUCAGAUGAGGAAUAGCUCAAGACAGAAUUUGCGACAUUUUGCUUUGCUAGGAGCCAUUGAAACAUCGGUAUGCGGUCCUGAGAAAAUAUGACAUUUUUGCUUUGCUAGGGAAUUAUUUAUUAUUAAUCUUGUAUUCAGAAGCUUUUGAAA